GUCUCCACGAACAUCCGGGUCUCUUGUGCGUGAAUUCGAUUGCGCAGUGAUUAAUUUGUGUCAUCGAGUAUUUUCAAGGGGGAUCCCAAGUUGUAAUUUUAUUUGUUAUAACUACAGUACCAAUUCUUAAGCAGCUAUGUCUUCAGAAGAACCAGUCGAGUGUCCGUUGUGUAUGGAACCAUUAGAAAUUGAUGAUAUUAAUUUCUUUCCCUGCACAUGUGGAUAUCAGAUUUGUAGAUUUUGUUGGCAUAGAAUUCGAACAGAUGAAAAUGGGCUUUGUCCUGCUUGCAGAAAGCACUACCCAGAAGACCCUGCAGAAUUCAAACCCCUUACAGAGGAUGAGUUACAAAGAAUAAGAAAAGAGAGGAAGCAGAAAGAUCUGCAGAGAAAGCAGAAAGCUGCGGAGAAUAGGAAGCAUCUAGCCAAUGUCAGGGUGGUACAGAAGAAUUUGGUAUUUGUUGUUGGUUUAUCUAAAAAGCUAGCUGAUCCGGAGACAUUAAAAAAGCAAGAGUACUUUGGGAAAUUUGGAAAAAUUCAUAAAGUUGUGAUAAAUCAGAGUACUUCAUAUGCAGGAUCACAGGGUCCAAGUGCGAGUGCUUACGUUACCUACAAUCGCUGUGAUGAUGCUUUAAAGGCCAUUUUAGCGGUGAACAAUGUUCAUGUAGAUGGAAGAACUUUAAAAGCAUCACUCGGAACAACAAAAUACUGUAGCCACUUUUUGAGGGGAGCCCAGUGCCAAAAACAGGAUUGUAUGUACUUGCAUGAAUUAGGUGAGGAAGCAGCAAGUUUUACCAAAGAGGAGAUGCAAAUGGGUAAACAUCAAGAAUAUGAACAAAAACUGUUGGAGCAGUACAUGAAUUCACAGAACAUAGCAAACAGCCAAAUAAACUGCAGUAAAUCUAUUCCAAUACAGAAGAAAACCUCUUCCCCAAUAACAGUAAAUACACCGUCAGAAACCCCUCCCACACCCACUCAAACAGACUCGCCCCAGAGCAUCACCCCUCCGACCAACUCCACGCCCCCCAACACAUCCAACAAAGAGGCUUGGCCAUGUCUACAGCAAGGAAAAACAGAAAACGGUCGACCCAAUCCCAAACCGGACACUAGUAAACCAAAUCACAGACUUCUAACAGACCCCCCAGAAAACAGUUCUUUACAAAAGCCAACAGAUCCUCCUGUGUCUACAGCAGUACCCCCCUUCAAGCCACCCCCUAGACUACCUUUAGGGGUGGGUCUAAAACCAUUUGAGAAUCCAGCUACUAGUCUUUCACUCUUUAGUGGGAAUGGUUUUACCAGAAAUCAGAAAAUCCCUGUGCCUACUCACACAGAAGUUCCUGAUGUUCCCACUACUGAAAUAGCUGACUCUAUCCCAGUGUCUAGUUGUGAAGAUUGGCAGGCCGCUUUCGGAUUCAGCUCCAAAUCAAGAGAUAGCCAAGAUGAUGACCUAGGAUUUGAUCCUUGGGACGAAUCUUCCAAAGGUCUAGCCGAUUUGUUAGAGAAGGAGAACUCUUCACAAUCAUCACAGCCCCAAAGAACAAGUUUUUCUCAGCCAAACCCACAAAAUCUACCCCCAGGUUUUUCACUAAGCCAUAUACAGCAACAACAGCAACAUGCACAGCACCCAGCAUUCUUAAGACAAGAUCUGGUCGGAAGUCGUAUGAUGAAUUUUCUACAACCUCCUCCUGUGUACAAUUCUUUUAACACAGAAACACAAGACAGUCAUAAAGUUCAAAAUCAGAAUGAUGUAUUCAGUACAAAAGACUGGCAAGAUGGACUACGGGCAUUAUUACCAAAUAUUAACAUCAGCUUUGGUGCUCCUCCCACAAAUCCAGCAACCAAAUCAAAUCACCAGCCACAGAAAAAGUGGGGGGUUUCUGCACCGUCACAAAGUUGGAUGACAAAUGACCCAGCAAUUCUUUCCUCAGGAUCUCUUGCAAAUAACGGAAUAUCAGACAAUGCUCCUCACUGGUUAAAGUCAAUUCAUCAACUAACAGAAGUGGAAAGCUCACCAUUUAUGCAGCAUUUUCCACCCAGAAAUUCAUAUUCUGCUGGUUGGCCUACUACACAGAACCCUCCCCCUGGAUUCCAGUCUACAGUUCACUCCACAGCACAGCAUCCAGAGCCACACAAAAUCUCGGAAGGUCUACAGUAAACUUUACAUUCUGGAUACCAACAGAUUUAUCUCCCCUCUGAGACUCAUGUUUAACCUACACACCUGUUUGAGACAUUCAAUGGAGAGAGACCGAAGAAACAAAGUUAUAUCCUAGUACAGUGGUCAAGCAGUAGAAGUGCUUUUAACUUAUUGUAACCCCUAUUUUAGUCAGGGUAGUGUGAACAAGCAUUUUAUUCCAUGUUUACCUCUGGUCACUCAAGCUGUAUUGCAACAGAAGUCAUUGGUUGUUGUAUUGGAAAACAUUUCACAUGCUGUUUUUAAAAAUGGAUCAUAUUAAAACUGGGUUUUUUUCAUACAUAGAUAAUCACUUUUGAACAACAUAUGUUAUAGAUGAACAGAAAAAAAACUUGAAAAUUUUCUAUUCCAUUUUAAGUCAUCUUUUGAUGCUGAUUUUUUAUUUGUUCCAUAGAAUUUUCUUCUUCUGUUUACCAAGUAGACAUUUUUCUCUCCUCACAAAUGAUCACGGAACUCUAUAUGUAACCAAAAUGAAUUGGUAAAUUUUGGUGACAAAAAAUGUUUGAAUACUGGAUGUUAUAUUAUAACGAAUAUACAUGAAAAAUCUUCUUGUGAUUACAACAAUUUUUGUUAUAAAUUCUGCGACCAGUUGAACAAUGGAUAUAUUUGAUUUAACAUUUUCUGACAUUUUGUACUGUGCAUACUGUAAUCAUUGAAUGUGUCUUUAAUUUAUUUUUUCUCACUGACAUAUAAUUCAACUCUUGUAAUUUUUCUCGACUUGUUGCUAUUGUGAAGACCAGGGGUAAAUGUGGGAGGUUUCUUCUCCAGUCAGCAUUCAUAAAGUGCUCCCUUGUUUUAGUUGAUCAUUUACUAUGUAUUGGGCAUUGACUGCCGUUGUAUACAGGCGAACCCUGAGGAAGUCUGUUGAGGGGCAGCGAGUACCUCAGCCUGGAUUUUAACAUCAGACAAUAUAACAUUAAAUGUUUUAAAUAACAGCCA
Messenger RNA from Magallana angulata, 3127 nucleotides. Its product is annotated as CCR4-NOT transcription complex subunit 4-like. Bases 137 to 2152 code for a protein of 671 amino acids. The transcript is spliced from 21 exons. The record is from RefSeq and is a predicted model, not a curated record. Gene Ontology annotation, molecular function: ubiquitin-protein transferase activity; metal ion binding; RNA binding. Gene Ontology annotation, cellular component: CCR4-NOT complex. Gene Ontology annotation, biological process: protein ubiquitination. NCBI's taxonomy places the organism in Eukaryota, Metazoa, Mollusca, Bivalvia, Ostreida, Ostreidae.